GGGGCCCCAUGGGGCAGAGAAAACGUGGGUGGGCACCGGGCGAAGAUGAAUGGAUCUGCCGGGCGUGUGUUUAGGGGGCAGAUGCGUUUUGUGCCUUCACGGGGAGUCCCGGCGUGAGCAGACAGUGCCUACACUCAGGGAGCAGCGGCCACUAAGACAGCAAUUGGAAGGUUCUAGAACAUGCCCUAGAGGGCAGGGCUCAGGGCACAGUGGAGGGAAGGUGGGUCUCCCCCAGGAAGUGACAUCCCACCUGGGACCUGAAGUCCUGCAAGGGUCCGCAAGGGGAAAGGUGGAGAGGGAAGAAGGGGAAUGUUCCGGGCAGUGGGCGGUGGGAUCUGAUGAUCGUCUGCCCCCUGAGGGCAGGACCUUUUGUCUGAUUUAUUCCCUGCUGACUCCCAGUGACUGGAACAGUGUCUGGCACAUAGCAGGUGCCCAGCAGAAACCUGAGGACUGAAUGGACAUGUGGAGGCCAAGCUGAGACAGCCUGAAACACACAAUUCAUAAUUAGCAAAAUAAUUUAUAACAGCCAACAUUUACCCAGUGAUUACUACUGUGCGCCGAACAGAGUGGAGCUGGACACCCUCAAUUCUAUUCUCACCCACCCUGUGACGGGCGUGUGGGGUGCCAGCUUCAGCAAAUAAAAAUACAGGAUGCCAGGAAAUCUGAAUUCCAGAAAACCGAGCAAUGAGUUUAUUUUUUCAGUGUGUGUCUCAUGCACUAUUUGAGACGUACUAAAAAAAAACCUUCAGACUGUGCGUUCUGUGUUUUGCCUGGCGACCCACGUGAGGCGUUCCCCCGGGUUCUGUAGAUGACCAAACUGCCCACGCUCACCUGCUGUGCACGGCCACACUGGGCCUGGCAUUGGGUCCCCGCUCUCCGGGAGGAUCAAAGAUCCUGCCAACAGGCGCUACGAGGUGCCCUUGGAGACCCCGCGUGUCCGCAGCCGGGCCUCAUCCACACUUUACAGCGUGGACCUCCAGGAGGAGCCCUUCGGGGUGGUCGUGCGCCGGAAGCUGGACGGCCGGGUGCUUUUCUGCAGCUGUCCACCUCUCUGCCGUCCCAGCACAUCACGGGCCUGGCCGAGCAUCUUGGCUCCCUGAUGCUUAGCACCAACUGGACCAAGAUCACCCUGUGGAACCGGGACAUCGCCCCCGAGCCCAACGUGAACCUGUACGGGUCCCACCCCUUCUACCUGGUGCUGGAGGACGGCGGCCUGGCUCACGGGGUCUUCCUGCUGAACAGCAAUGCCAUGGAUGUGAUCCUGCAGCCGAGCCCGGCCCUCAGCUGGCGGUCCACGGGUGGGAUCCUGGACAUGUACAUCUUCCUGGGCCCUGAGCCCAAGAGCGUGGUGCGGCAGUACCUGGAAGUCGUGGGCUCCCCGUUCAUGCCGCCCUACUGGGGCCUGGGGCUCCACCUCUGCCGCUGGGGCUACACCUCCACGGCGGUCACCCGCCAGGUGGUGGAGAACAUGACCAGGGCCGACUUCCCCCUGGACACUCAGUGGAAUGACCUGGAUUACAUGGACGCGAGGAGAGACUUCACUUUCAACAAGGACGGCUUCGGGGACUUCCCAGCCAUGGUGCAGGAGCUCCACCGGAGCGGCCGGCACUACGUGAUGAUCGUCGACCCUGCCAUCAGCAGCUCCAGCCCUCCUGGCAGCUACCGACCUUAUGACGAGGGUCUACGGAGGAAGGUUUUCAUCACCAAUGACACUGGGCAGCCACUGAUUGGGAAGGUGUGGCCCGGAUUUACCGCCUUCCCCGACUUCACCAGCCCCGAGGCCCUUGACUGGUGGCAGGACAUGGUGGCUGAGUUCCACGCCCAGGUGCCUUUCGACGGCAUGUGGAUCGACAUGAACGAGCCAUCCAACUUCGUCAAGGGCUCUGUGGACGGCUGCCCCGACAGUGACCUGGAGAACCCGCCCUACGUGCCAGGGGUGGUUGGCGGGACCCUGCGGGCAGCCACCAUCUGUGCCUCCAGCCACCAGUUCCUCUCCACGCACUACAACCUGCACAACCUGUACGGCCUGACAGAAGCCCUUGCCUCCCACAGGGCCCUGGUCAAGGCUCGGGGGACGCGCCCCUUCGUGAUCUCCCGCUCGACCUUCGCGGGCCACGGCCGAUACGCCGGCCACUGGACAGGGGACGUGUGGAGCAGCUGGGAGCAGCUGGCGUACUCUGUGCCAGAAAUCCUGCUCUUCAACCUGCUGGGGGUGCCGCUGGUCGGGGCCGAUGUGUGCGGCUUCCUGGGCAACACGUCGGAGGAGCUGUGUGUCCGCUGGACCCAGCUGGGGGCCUUCUACCCCUUCAUGCGGAACCACAACGACCUCCACAGCCUGCCUCAGGAGCCGUACAGGUUCAGCGAGACGGCGCAGCGAGCCAUGAGGAAGGCCCUCGCCCUGCGCUACAGGCUUCUGCCCCACCUGUACACGCUGUUCCACCAGGCCCACGUCGGGGGCGAGACCGUGGCCCGGCCCCUCUUCCUGGAGUUCCCCGAGGACCCCUGCACCUGGGCCGUGGACCGCCAGCUCCUGUGGGGAGCAGCUCUGCUCAUCACCCCGGUGCUCGAGGCCGGGAAGGUUGAAGUGACCGGUUACUUCCCCACUGGUACAUGGUACGACCUGCAGACGGUGCCAGCAGAGGCCCUCGGCAGCCUCCCGCCUCCACCUCCCGCACCCGUCACGCCUGCCAUCCACAGCAGGGGACAGUGGGUGACACUGCCAGCCCCACUGGACACCAUCAACCUCCACCUCCGGGCCGGGCACAUCAUCCCCCUGCAGGGCCUUGGCCUCACAACCACGGAGUCCCGAAAGCAGCCCAUGGCCCUGGUCGCAGCCCUGACCACGAACGGGGAGGCCCGAGGAGAGCUGUUCUGGGACGACGGGGAGAGCCUGGAGACGCUCGAGCGUGGGGCCUACACACAGGUCGUCUUCCUUGCCAAGAAUAACACCGUUGUGAACGAGCUGGUGCACGUGACCAGCGAGGGGGCCGGCCUGCAACUGAGGAAGGCCACCGUCCUGGGGGUGGCCGCGGCCCCCAAGCAGGUCCUCUCCAAUGGCGUUCCUGUCUCCAACUUCACCUACAGCCCUGACACGAAGGCAAGAGCCCCGCAGAUGGGGCCAGAGGGCUUGUCCCCAAGGAUGGCAGGGGCAGGGGGAGGUACCAAGGACCCUGGGGACCCGGUGCCGGCCGGCCGGGCCGUACGAGGGCAAAAGGACCUUGGUCCCCAGGGAAGGACAGGCCCCCUUGCGGCUUGGGCCUUUCCUCUGCCUGUGUCCACACCGAUGGUGACUCAUGGGCCAUGCUGAAAGCAGACUCAGCCAGCGAGGAACAGAGCCAGAAGCCUCCAGGGGCUGGGGCAGACCCCGAGGGCACCACCCGCCCAGGCCCAGGCUCCUGUCUGCCAAGCACUCGGGCCUCACCUCUGUCAACAACGGUUUGGCGGUCACGUUUUCUUUUUUCUCUUUUUGCAGACCCUGGACGUCCCUGUCUCACUGACGAUGGGAGAACAGUUUGUCAUCAGCUGGUCUUAACCAGGGGCCGGUGGUGCGUUGAUCCUUUACAGGAAAAGACGGGACUUCGCAGCGACCCCAGCACCCGUGCUCUUAGUCAAGAUGUGGGGGGCGGGGCUCAGGGUCGGAAGCAGUUGGCCCACGUCUCACGGCGGACGUCCCUCCAAUGCCCAGAUCUGCCUGUGUCUACCUCCCGGGCCCCAGGGCUCUGGGCCAGCAGCACGCCUGUUUGCCUUGUGUUUGCAACGCUCUCCUGGAAGGUUUACCUCCCCGCAGCCUGUCACCGGAACGUGUAUGACGUCAUCCGCCGCCUGCCCAGGACGGCAGAAGUGUGCUCGGGGUGAGGACGCUGUCCCUGCACCCCAAGGUCACGCCAGAUGAAAGGACAGAGCUGCAUGGCCACUGUGGACUGCCGUCUGGGCAACCGCGCCCCGGCAGCCACUGAGGCUGCCUGCCGGCAGGAGGGCGGCCACGGGGCCUCCAGAAGAUUCGCAGGACCCGGGGAAACCCUCGCUCCAAAGUGCAAUUGUGUUUAAUAAAAGGGGCAUUGCAAUCAA
Messenger RNA from Acinonyx jubatus (cheetah), 4068 nucleotides. It is a transcript of the gene GAA, whose product is annotated as alpha glucosidase. NCBI's taxonomy places the organism in Eukaryota, Metazoa, Chordata, Mammalia, Carnivora, Felidae. The coding region runs from base 809 to 3307 and encodes 832 amino acids. The record is from RefSeq and is a predicted model, not a curated record. Gene Ontology annotation, biological process: glycogen catabolic process; lysosome organization. Gene Ontology annotation, cellular component: lysosomal membrane. The transcript is spliced from 18 exons. Gene Ontology annotation, molecular function: carbohydrate binding; alpha-1,4-glucosidase activity.